Molecule: messenger RNA, 1344 nt
Organism: Sporisorium graminicola
Lineage: Eukaryota; Fungi; Basidiomycota; Ustilaginomycetes; Ustilaginales; Ustilaginaceae
Exons: 1
Coding region: 1-1344 (447 amino acids)
Biological process (GO): ubiquitin recycling; proteasome-mediated ubiquitin-dependent protein catabolic process
Cellular component (GO): cytoplasm; nucleus
Molecular function (GO): ubiquitin binding
Source: RefSeq, a predicted model, not a curated record
AUGAGCAGCAUCAACAGCACCAGCAUCCUCUCCGAGAGGCAAAAGGAUGAAUUGCACAAAUCCAUCCUCGACUACUUCAAGACCAAUGGCCUUAACGAGUCGUAUCAGACGCUCAUGCGCGAAGCUGGUCAAGAUGGGUUCGUCCCGGAUCCCAAAGCAAAGUACGCCGGCUUGCUCGAAAAGAAGUGGACCAGUGUGAUCCGCUUGCAGAAAAAGAUCAUGGAGAUGGAAUCACGCAUGUCGCAGCUGCAAGAGGAACUAGCAGCUGCGCCUUCCGCCAAGCGUUCGGCGUCGCUCAACGACUGGGUUCCACGCACAUCGGCACGGCACACCAUGCAGGGCCACCGCAUGCCCGUCACCAAAGUCGCCUUCCAUCCGGUGUUCAGCCAAGUCGCAUCCGCGUCGGAAGACACCACCGUCAAGCUAUGGGACUGGGAGACGGGCGACUUCGAACGAACGCUCAAGGGCCACACCAAAGCAGUGCAGGACGUCGAUUUCGACAGCAAGGGCAACUUUGUUGUCUCUUGUUCCUCGGAUCUGUCCAUCAAGGUAUGGGAUGCUAACAACGACUACAAGAACAUCAAGACGCUCCAUGGGCACGAUCACAGUGUAUCGUCCGUGAAGUUCCUGCCAGGCGACGACUUUAUUGUUUCGGCGAGCAGAGACAAGACCAUCAAGAUAUGGGAGUUUUCGACUGGGUUUUGCACACGUACCUUGCACGGACAUGCAGAAUGGGUGCGCUCGGCGAUACCUUCCGAGGACGGGAGGUGGUUGAUCAGCUGUUCGACCGAUCAGACAGCGAGGAUAUGGGAGCUGUCGACAGGCGAAACCAAGGUCGAGCUGCGGGGACAUGAGCACGUCGUGGAAGUGGCCAUCUUUGCGCCCGUCGCGUCCUACGCUGCUAUUCGAGAACUCGUAGGCAUCGCAGCAUCGGCCAAGGAUGCAUCCGCCACAGCACCAGCCCAAUUCGUAGCCACCGGAUCGAGGGACAAGACCAUUCGUCUGUGGGACAGUGCAGGUCAAUGUUUGAAAACGCUCGUAGGCCACGACAACUGGAUCCGCGGAUUGGCGUUUUCACCCAACGGCAAGCACUUGCUAUCUGUAUCUGACGACAAGACGAUGCGCAUUUGGGAGCUGAAAACGGGUAGAUGCAUCAAGACGCUGGAUGCCCAUCAGCACUUUUGUACGAGCAUUGCUUGGGGGAAAGCCAAGAUCGAACAACCCAUUCCUCCGGCCCAGGACGGCGACCACGCUACCAACGGCUCCAGUCUGCCAGAGGCGAGGACCGUCAAUGUCGUCGCGACCAGCAGUGUCGAUCUCAGCGUCAAGAUCUGGUGUCCUUAG